This is a messenger RNA of Acanthochromis polyacanthus (spiny chromis), 3858 nucleotides long. It is a transcript of the gene pwwp2a, whose product is annotated as PWWP domain containing 2A. Gene Ontology annotation, cellular component: nucleus. The record is from RefSeq and is a predicted model, not a curated record. Gene Ontology annotation, molecular function: chromatin binding; histone binding. Lineage: Eukaryota; Metazoa; Chordata; Actinopteri; Pomacentridae.
GGGCGGGGCUAAGCGCCGCUCGGCAGCACAGCGGAAGAAAAUGGCGGCCGUGGCUGCAGAGCCAGGAGCUGCUGCGGUUCCCACAACAACAACAGAGGGCCUUCCAGAACCGGGCCCGGCCGGGCCGCCCCUCCCGGGAGCCCUGCCGGAGCCCGCCGGACCGCAGGAGUCCGGCUCCGCCCCGGAGCUGACCGUUCCCCGGACGGAGGACGGUGCGGACGGGGAGGGCCGCCAUGUCAGGCCCGAGCUGGAGCCCGCGGCGGGAAAAGCUCCUCCUGAGAGCGGCGCUGCGGACGGACCGCUGGACCGGGUCUCCGUGGACCGGGUCUCCGUUGACCGGUUCUCUCCCGGACUACCGGCCAGCAUCCUGCCGAACCCGCAGCCCUCCGCCGUCUUCCUGCAUUCCUUCCCCGCUCCGCCGCCCGUCACCGAGGCGGGCCUGUCCUUGGCGGAACCGGCAGAACCGACCACCAACGUGACCACGGACCGGGCCGAGACCGCGGACCGAGAGCGGUGCUACACGGCUUUAGUCCAGAAGGAGCUGCGUCCCGGGGCCGCGGAGGGCGCCGCGUCGGAAGGCACUGCGGACCGCCUGUCUGCCCCGACCGAUCCGGACCGAGACACCGGGUACGGAAAGAACCCGGUGGGGACGGAGGAGCCGACCGGCCGCGGCCCGCGGGACUCGUCCCCUCCCUGCCGGUCCCCGAAGAGGUGGCUGGUGACGGAGGCCGUGAAGCAGGAGAAGCCCGGAGAGGAGGACUCCGAACAUCCCGGAUCCAUCCAGGACCUCAGUCCCGGUUCCGAGGUCCGGGUUUCCCUGGACCACGUCAUCGAUGACGCGCUGGUGGUGUCGUUCCGGCUGGGGGAGAAGGUGUUCUCCGGGGUCCUGAUGGACGUGUCCAAAAGGUUUGGACCUUACGGUAUUCCCAUCACGGUGUUUCCCCGACGGGAUGACCAGAGUCGACCUCUGAUGUCCCUGCAAUCACAGCCGAUUGCCAGUGAUGACCCGUCCACCAUACAGGAAGAGGUCACCACCAAUUCUCCACCCCCACCCCCUCCUCACCCCUGGACCUCCAAACCGCCACCAUUAUUCCAGGAGGGGGCGCCAUACCCCCCUCCGCUGUUCAUCAGGGACACUUACAACCAGGCCUUACCUCAGCCACCGCCGCGCAAGAUCAAAAGGCCAAAGCGGCGUUAUCGCUGUGAGGAGCCCACCUCCAUCAUGAACGCCAUAAAGCUCCGUCCCCGUCAGGUGCUCUGUGACAAGUGUAAGGGUGUGGUGGCGACAGGUGGACAUAGAGAGACACGGCGGGGUCCGGUGGACCUGAGGGGUGAGGAGGCGCCCCGGCGGCGGAGGCCGGCGGAGGGACCGAUCUCCUCCGAGGUCAAACGACUGCGGAGUGACGACAAGGGAGGACGAACUGAUAGACGCCCGUCAUCAGGGAUACGUGUGUCGUCUUCAUCAUCAUCAUCUUCCUCCCGCCGCGUUCUGAGGGGCGUGGCUUCCUCCUCAUCCUCGUCGUCAGCUUCGUCCCACCGCAUGCACCUGAAGCUGAACUCUAAGAAGGUUCUGGCUAAAAGUUCUUCUGUUGAUCACUCCAAAGCGCAACAGGUUCUCAAGAAACUGGCGAGGAGCUCGCAGGCGCCGCCACACCACCGACCCUCUAAUCAAAACCAGAACCAGGACCGCACCAAGGCUGUGACCCGAGCAGCCGCCCUGCAGAACCACAACCAGAAGGUCCACUUCACUCGCCGCCUGCAGCACCUCAGCGGUGCCGCCGUCGGCUCCAGCGCUCACACGGCGCUCCCGCCCAGAAUGCGCCUCAAACCCCAAAGGUACCGUACAGACGAGGGACCGUGUUCGUCCUCGUCCCCGCCCAAACAGGGCGCUCGUCCUUCACCAUCUAAACCUGCACAGUGCCCCGCCCCCACGCUAAACCCGACUUCGCCCAGUGCCCCGCCUCCACCCACAGCCAUGACUCCUCCCCCCUCCUCCUGUACAGUCAGUCUCUCCUUGGAGAUUCAGGAGGCCCCCUCUGGGGAGGGAGGGGCCGAUCGGGGAGAUGAGGGAGGGGAGGAGCAGGAGGUGGAGCCUCCUCCUCCUCCCCCCUCCUCCUCCUCCUCGCUGGACUCCUCCCACUCAGAGUGCAGUUCUACAGAGACCUUUGACCUCGCCCCACCAGGAGAGCCACCCUCCACCUUUUUGCCUCGCCACCCCUCCUCUCCUCCUUGUCCACCCAGAGCCGAUGGCGAGGAGGCGCAUGGCGGCGGCGAGGAGGAGGAGGGCUGUGACCCGAAGAGGCGGCGUAAAUCUUCCACGUCGUCCUCGUCCUCCUCGUCUUCGUCGUCGUCGUCCGUCUUCUCCAAAUCGGUGUCCAAGUGUCCGCUGCCCGAUGGCCGCACCGUGUGCGUGGGCGACAUCGUCUGGGCCAAGAUCUACGGCUUUCCCUGGUGGCCGGCGCGUGUGCUCGGCAUCACGGUGUCACGGCGCGGUGAUACGGGGCUGGCGGUGCGGCAGGAGGCUAGAGUGUCGUGGUUCGGCUCGCCUACCACGUCCUUCCUACCACUCGCCCAGCUGUCGCCCUUCCUGGAAACCUUCCAGUCGCGCUUCGAUCGGAAGAGGAAGGGGCCGUACCGCCGCGCCAUCGCUGAAGCCGCCAGCGCCGCCAAACAGCUGACACCCGAAGUCCGGGCUCUGCUCACGCAGUUCGAGACGUAGUAUUAGCUAGCCCCGCCCCCUGCCUCGCCCCACUACACAUGCCCCACCCUUAGUAAAAGGUGGGAGGAGCUAACUCCCUGACUGAUCUGUCAGUCAGAUGGAGAAUGUUUCUGUUUCCUGUUUAGGAAGGGGGAGGGGCUUCUGGGUGUCGGGGGCGGGCCUUAUUGCUACAGUUUCCUGCCCCUGUCCUCACAGAGGUCCUCAGUUUUAGUAGAUGUCAGUCAGUGACAGCGUUUCAACUCGCCUCGCUCGGUUCUUAAUGUGAUGAUGUCAUCGUGAUGUCAUCAGACAGUCAGUUACAGAUUGUCCAGGUGCAUCAUGGUAAAUGUAGCAUCCAUUCAUCUAGUUAUUGUUUGGUUUUCAUUAUUGCAAAACGUAGCCUGCUGAUUGGUCGACAGAGCUGCGUCAUGAUGAUGUCACAAUGUUUAAACACUAACAUCUAAACGCUGAAGCUACGCUAGACUCAGCUGAUUAUGUUUGAUUAUUCAUGGUAUUAAUGAUCACUCCAGAUGUUCUCUUUGUUCCUGAAUCCGUUGUUUUGUUUUGCCGGGUCAAACGUUUGGGCUCGGCGAUGUGAAACGCUGUGACACGCUGAUGUCAAAUCCUGAGGACCACCCACCAAAUGCAAACACGUCCUGUUUUUAUGGAGGCUUCAUUCCAUUCAGGACUAACCCCACCCUACAGCAGAUUAUUACUGUGAAACAUUACCGAGGUCAGGGCACCAAACACGGGACGUCAUGUGACCCUGUUCAAACUCUGACAUCACUAUGUGGUCAUCAGUAUAACAGUUGUGAUGUCAUUGUUCUCUGAUUGGCUCAUAGAGGUUUUGUUUAAACAAAGUUUUCAUUUGAAGUUCGGACUUUUAUUUAGAGUAUCAUAGAUGUUGGGUGGGACGAUGUCUCACUCGGUCUGUGUUCGGGGGACAGACGGGGGACAGGUAGGACACACUGACUGCACUGCUCCCUGACAAUGAGGAGGAUGAAGGUGGAUUUUCCCUCUCUGCUGUUUGUUCUUUCAGACUCUUUUUACCGUCUGUUUGCAGAUCAGAGAUUCUGAACGAAAGCCUGUUUGGACGAAACAGUCGACCUGUGUAUAUGUUUUUCUCCUGUUUUAAAUCUAUUAAUAAACUGUCAAACUUG